This is a messenger RNA of Prorocentrum cordatum, 834 nucleotides long. The record is from the annotation of a GenBank genome assembly. Lineage: Eukaryota; Dinophyceae; Prorocentrales; Prorocentraceae.
AUGGAGCGCCCCGAGUGGGCACACUUGAGCGGCCUGAGCGGCCAUGUGAAUAGCCACGGGUGGCUACGGCAACUCGCCAGACGGUGGAAUAAGCUGAUGCACAUCCUCCACGGGAACGGGUCCUCCGGCGCCCAGCCGGAGGUGUUUGCUAUUGGUGGCGAGUCCUCCGACGACCUCUCGCUGCUGGCCGUGGGGACGCAGAUUACUAUUGUUGGUUUGACGUCGGCGAGAGGCUCACCUCUCAAUGGCUUCUCCGGCACAGUCAUUAGCUAUGUGGAGGCGUCGCAGCGUUACGGGGUGCACGUGCCAGUGACAGGGGACGAGGUGCUGCUCAAGCGGGACAAUCUCCAGACCUCACUCGUGGAGGAGCACUGGCUGACGGACUACGACAUUACUCACGACGCUGGUGUGCCCCGGGCCUCAGUGCAGGGGGCGCGGAUCUUAUUGCGCCGAUACGGAUCUGCGAACCGGGUCAACGAGUGGAUGGAUAUCUAUAGGGAGUUUCUUAACCGCAGGCGGGCGUUGGUUAUGAACUGGGCUAUCUUUGUAUGGGCGUGCCUGGAGGAAGCAUCUAGAAUUGUUAUUGCGUGUCCCCGUGGUGUUGGCAUCCGUUACUCGCCGUCGCUGGACAAUUUACGACAGCACAUGGCUCGCAGCAGCGGCUUCCUCACCUUCGGUGGUGGCGCUACCUGGACUGAGAAGCGGUUCUUGGUACUACCGGUGGAAGACCAACAGGAGGCUGCGGACUACGCAUUUUCAAGCCUCGCCCCUGCAGAGGCUCUUGACCAGGCAGUUGCCGAGGUCGCGAUGGCCAUGCCCUCUGCGGAGGCCCAG